Penicillium alfredii is the source of this 762-nucleotide messenger RNA. RefSeq lists its product as uncharacterized. The transcript is spliced from 3 exons. Gene Ontology annotation, cellular component: Vma12-Vma22 assembly complex; extrinsic component of endoplasmic reticulum membrane. The record is from RefSeq and is a predicted model, not a curated record. Lineage: Eukaryota; Fungi; Ascomycota; Eurotiomycetes; Eurotiales; Aspergillaceae. The coding region runs from base 1 to 762 and encodes 253 amino acids. Gene Ontology annotation, biological process: vacuolar proton-transporting V-type ATPase complex assembly.
AUGUCUCAAGUCCCUACACCGCCUGCGUCGCGGCCAGCUUCGGAAUCUCCCGACACUGAUGUGAAGCCGGUGGAACCUUGGCCAUCGGAUGUGCUCCAGUCACUGGAUACGCUGCUAGAGCAAUACCUGCAUCUUCUGGAUAAACAGCAGAAGCUGCACUCAGGCUUAUCGAAACAGCUCUCAUCGGGGUUUUUGGCUCUCGCUCAUGCGAACUACACCUGUCCUCCCGGCCGUCGAUAUGGCCCUGAUUACUAUGACGAGCGUAUGAAGGCAACGCGGAAGAUAUCCAUUCAAACGGAGGAUGGGCCUGAAGCCGGAUCUUCGAACGACCCGCAACAUAGUACAGAAAGAAUUGGGACGAAUGGGUCGAAACACAAAUUCGCCGUCGAAUAUAAACCCACCCGCGAACCAGAAGAGCCUUCCGACGAGAAGGAUCAAACCGACCAACCCAACUUUGAUGAACAACCGCAGGCCGAAAAAUCACAAGAGUCUGCUGAAGAUGAGAAAAAGGAUUCAACCUGUUCUGGGUCAUCCAAAAAGGAUACUUCAUCUCCCAGCAAGUUUCAGUCCGCACGCAAGAAGUUCCGUUCUGAUAACCCCAUCCAUUGGUAUGGAAUACUGGUCCCUCCAUCGCUGCGCAACGCACAGAAAUCCUUCACAGAGGGCAUCGAGGGACAGGUGCCAGAAUUAGCCGAGACAAUUGUUGAAAUGCGCGCAUUGGAACAGCAGAUCACCGAGUUACGGGCAAAGCUGGGAUCAUAG